AUGAAUCUUUCCCUUCUCACAAACAAACCUAAAACCAUAGAAAAGUAUGUAGAAGAUACUAUAAUCGAAUACCUUCAAAGUCAAACUGAAGCAGUUGAAGAGUCAUCAUCAUACGAUUUUGAGAAAAUAAAUGCAAUAGAGUUAGCUGCUGUUGAAGAAAGCCAGGAAAAACAAAAAAAUCUGUUUAUAGUUGAAGAAAUUUUGAAUGAUUUAAUAAAUGAAGUUGAUAGAACCGUUUUAUGCCGGCACGAGUACUUGAGAAGCUUGAAGGCGCAUCAUCAGUAUGCUUUGUUCGAUCUGAAGGAUGUUAUACCUGACUGUACAGAACUUGAGAAGCCUAAUGGAAGAGAUAUUAGUGAAGUCCUUUGUACACCUUUUAACAAAGCCCAGCAGCUUCAGAGACCUGGUAGCGAUAUCCGAAAUGUUGCUGGAGAAGCUCAACGAGUUAUCAAAAAUGACACCGAAAUCACGUUGUUGGGACACUGUUUCAAGUGGUUCAUUGUUUAUUUGGCAUUGAGUUCCAUGCCACUUGUGACCCACCAUCCGAAAAAUCGGUAUUUAUGCAGUGAAGAACUCCACCGCUUUCAAGAAUCUCUGAGAUUUUAUCCUGAUGAAACUUUGAUAAGACGUUUAUGUUUCCGCGAAACUUUGCUAAUAAGCAACAUUGACGAAUUGGACGAGGAAAAUGCCACUCCUAAAGCCGUCGGAGGUCUGUGCCUGAAAGUGGAACUAGUACGAGGCGCACAGCCAGAAUCAAACGUCACCGAGAAACAAAUCAACGAGAAUAUCAAAGAAAAAAUUAAAGAAUUAAAAAAACAGUUAGCAGUCAAAACUACUGGCUCGAGUACAUUUUUGAAGCCACCCGAAACAGAAGAAAUUGAGUUGCAAAGAUACAAAGAAUUUCUUGAAGACAGAAUCCGUCAGGCGCCCCACAAAUUUGUUGUGCAUUUGUCGUCCGAAUUCGAUGUCGAUGGAGAAAACGCCGGAUCCAGAAUCAUAUCGUGGGUAGAUAAGGAUUUUCAUACUAUGGAAGAAAGAAGAACAGAGUAUUUUUAUCAUCAACCCAAAGAAGAAAAACGUUUGUAUUUUGCCCUGAUGAAAGACAAGUAUUAUAUAAAAUAUCGAGAUUGUUCGGAGGCAAUCAGUGAUGAUAAACGAAAUUAUUACUCACUGAGCAAAACCAAAGAUUUGAUUGGAGAAGGGGCAAAUUUUAUAUUGAUGCGCUAUUUGGCCAUUACACGAUAUCGAGGAGUCUUUGAACUAUCAACGAUUUAUAUUAACGGAGAAAUGUGUAGAAAUAUUUAUGAAUGUAAAGGGCCUAAACCAGGUUUUGUGAAUGGGCAUCCUGUAGAUGUUUGUAAAAUAUAUAGAACCAUCAUGGAAGAGUGUGGUAUAAUACAUUUAUCGGUUACAGUAUUGACAGUUUAUGGUAUGAUCAUAAGUCAAGAAUGGGAAGGAUGUCCGUAUAUCGUCCACAUCAAUCCGGAAUUUGUCACUUACGGCAAACCAAUACCCUACGAUUACAUAGCUUUGAAAAAAGUAUGGGAAACCAACAUGGAAUUGGUAUCGAAAUAUUUGGAUUGCAAAGUGGAAGCCGAAUUCAAAAUGCAAACUUUCAUCAGAGACCAUCCGGAAAUUCAAGACAUGCUGGCCGAUUACCUGCAAAGUGCUCUACUAUUGAAGCCCGAAAAUAUUAUGCAAUUUACUAAGGACUAUUUUUUGAAUUUGGAACCUUAUAAGUUACCAGAGAGUCCGUAUUUCGAUGAAUUUAUCGAUACUCUGGACUUGGAGGACGGUGAUAUGUUUUGGUGAUGUUAGAUAAUAAAUUCAUUACCAUGCAAGUUUCCAUGAUUUUCCCGUAUACAUAGUGUUCCAUUUAAAACAAUGUAACUUCGCACUGCUACACUUUUUUGACACACCCUGUAUGCUUAAAACUGACUUAGUUAGAAACUUUUGACAAUUUCUCUAAUGGAAACAUUUGAAACUUUGGGAAAAUGAGCGUCUCACCUUCCUCCAUAUAUGCAAAAAGUUUCAAAAUUUUCCCUUCACUAGUUUUCCAGGAAAACUCUGGAAUAUGUUAGACUGUAUUUUCAAUUAAUUCAGUUAUUGUAGGUUGAUUACCAAGAUUUUUCAUGUUGCUGUUUUCCACUGUAAAAUUUUUAAAUUUUGGGAAAAUGAGCUUCUCACCUUCCUCUUAACAUGCAAAAAGUUUCAAAAUUUUCCCUUCCCUAGUUUUCCAGGAAAACUUUGAAAUGCGUGAGUCUGUGUUUUCAAUUAAUUCAGUUAUUGUAGGUUUUUCAUGUUGCUGUUUUCCACUGAAAAAUUUUGAAAUUUUGGGAAAAUGAGCUUCUCACCUCCCUCUUAACAUGCAAAAAGUUUCAAAAUUUUCCCUUCACUAGUUUUCCAGGAAAACUUUGAAAUGCGUGAGUCUGUGUUUUCAAUUAAUUCAGUUAUUGUAGGUUUUUCAUGUUGCUGUUUUCCACUGAAAAAUUUUGAAAUUUUGGGAAAAUGAGCUUCUCACCUCCCUCUUAACAUGCAAAAAGUUUCAAAAUUUUCCCUUCACUAGUUUUCCAGGAAAACUCUGAAAUAUGUGAGACUGUAUUUUCAAUUAAUUCAGUUAUUGUAGGUUGAUUUCCUAGAUUUUUCAUGUUGCUGUUUUUCACUGCAAAAUUUUUGAAUUUUGGGAAAAUGAGCUUCUCACCUCCCUCUUAACAUGCAAAAAAUUUCAAAAUUUUCCCUCCACUAGUUUUCCCGGAAAACUUUGAAAUGUGUGAGACUGUAUUUUCAACUAAUUCACUUAUUGUAGGUUGAUUUCCAAGAUUUUUCAUGUUGCUGUUUUCAACUGGAAAAUUUUGAAAUUUUUGGAAAACAAGCUUCUCAUCUUCCUCUUAACAUGCAAAAAAUUUCAAAAUUUUCCCUAAGUUUUCCAGGAAAACUUUGGAAUGUGUGAGACUGUAUUUUCAACUAAUUCAGUUAUUGUAGGUUUAUUUCCAAGAUUUUUCAUGUUGCUGUUUUCCACUGGAAAAUUUUGGGAAAAUGAGCUUCUCACCUUCCUCUUUACAUGCAAAAAGCUUCAAAAUUUUCCGUUCACUAGUUUUCCAGGAAAACUUUGAAAUGUGUUAGACUAUAUUAUCAACUAAUUCAUUUUUUGUAGGUUGACUUCCAAGAUUUUUCAUGUUGCUGUUUUCUCACCUUCCUCUUAACAUGCAAAAAGUUUCAAAAUUUUCCCUUCACUAGUUUUCCAGGAAAACUUUGAAAUGUGUGAGACUGUAUUUUCAACUAAUUCAGUUAUUGUAGGUUGAUUUCCGAGAUUUUUCAUGUUGCUGUUUUCCACUGUAAAAUUUUUAAAUUUUGGGAAAAUGAGCUUCUCACCAUCCUCUUAACAUACAAAACUUCUGUAUUUGACAUUUUUGUCAAAAACCUCAAAUGAAAAAGUUAGGAGGUGGUGACAUUUAUGAGAUCACCCUGUAGAAAUACAGUAAAAGAGGAUUAUUGAUCAGCCAUCACCUACUCUGCUGCCGCACACAGACAAUAAUUGCAAUUCUUCAACAAUUUUCAUAAACAUUAUUUUUCAUUCAUAUUUGAACUACUACUUAAUAAAGCUCUUCAUACUCACUUUUUAUUUUUGACGUCACCCCAAACCUAUUUAUUUUCAGACGGAUAACAAACUACACAAACAGUGGUAUCAUCUCCCACACAUUCCUUAUGAAAUAUAUGUCUACAAUUAAACAUUUUCAGACCAGUAACUCUAGACAUAUCUGAAAAAUAGUAAAUAUAAUAUUUCCUACAAAAAAAAAAGUAAUAUUCCUUACCACUUUGAAUGAGCUUAUAAUGGCAAGCACCGCAUAAAGUCUCCCCACAAACUGAAGUACCCUUCUGACGAACGUGUACUAAUUUUUUUUGAAGAUUGAAAUAAUCUGAAACCAGAAUUUUUUUGCAUCCUUCCUGAACUGAAACCUAAAAGAAUUGUAAAAAAAACACCUAUAACCAACAACCAAUGUAUACCUGUAAAUUAUACUGGUUCAACAUUUUCACUAAAGAAUUUUUCAAUCCUGGAAUUUCCAUGUCGUCUUUCAUUUUCAAAAUCAAAGUAGUCGGGUCAAUAUAGCUUCCAAUACUUUGCAACAAAAAUGUUAUAAAUU
Ceutorhynchus assimilis (cabbage seed weevil) is the source of this 4142-nucleotide messenger RNA. The record is from the annotation of a GenBank genome assembly. NCBI's taxonomy places the organism in Eukaryota, Metazoa, Arthropoda, Insecta, Coleoptera, Curculionidae.